AUGGACUGCGAUAUCGAAUUAGCCGGCCCAACUACUCUUGGGUGGGGCAUUGUUGGGGCUCAUUUGACUGCCAGGGGUACCACGAAUGUUGAAAUUGAAGACGAAGGAGAACCGUCCAUAAAUGCGAGCGGGGUUAGAAGGAGAGGUAAAUGGCGCCUCUCGGCUAUCGUUCUCGCCCUUUUCGUAUCAGAAUUCGUGGCAGCAUUAGACGCAACAAUCGUCGCAACAGCUGCUCCUACCAUUUCGCGUGAUCUCUCGUCCGCAGCGGGGUAUACUUGGAUUUCAGGUGCAUAUCUCUUGGCGAACGCGGCUUCGAGUCCCAUUUGGGCAAAACUCUCUGACAUUUGGGGGAGAAAACUAAUUGUCUUGCUUGCAUUGACAUGCUUCUUUGCAUCUUCUGCGAUUUGUGCUACUUCGAAGACAAUGUAUGCCCUCAUUGUUGGAAGGGCAUUUCAAGGAGCUGCGGGAGGAGGGCUCAUUCUACUUGUCCAUGUAUGCAUUAGUGAUCUGUUUAGCUUACGACAACGGAGCCUUCUCAUGGGGCUCACCGAGGGGAUAUGGGCUUUAGCUGGAGGUGUGGGUCCAGUAUUAGGAGGUGUCUUCGCCUCACUUGUAUCAUGGAGGUGGUGUUUCUACAUCAAUCUGCCCAUCAUCGGGCUUACAUUCGCCCUGAUUCUGCUCUUCCUCGAUAUCAAACACGAGCACACAUCUUUUAUAGACGGAAUAAAGGCCAUCGAUUGGAUUGGGAUAUUCACAUUUCUAGGGUUUACAUUGAUGGUACUCCUCGCCCUCGAUUUCGGGGGAGCUAUCUUCCCAUGGGACUCGGUUAAAGUCAUCGCGCUGCUUGUUGUUGCCCUGGUGAUUAUGAUCUUUGUGUUUAUCUAUAGUGAAGCGCGAGUUGCGAGAUACCCCUUAAUUCCUAUGGAAAUCUUUAAGAAGAGAACAAACGUCGCUUCCUUCAUGGUUGUAGCUUUCCACGGAUUCGCAUUCAUCAGCGCAGAAUACUACAUGCCACUAUUCCUCCAAUCUGUCCUAGAAGCUACUCCUCUGAUAUCCGGUCUCCUACUCCUCCCCCUCGUUGUCACAACCGCAAUCACUGGCCUCACCAGCGGCGUCAUCAUCCACCGCACAGGCCGCUUCCGCGAACUGAUCUGGACUGGUACCGUCCUUCUAUGUAUCGGCUUCGGACUCUUCAUCUCCUUCACUGCCCACACUACCAAAGCCCAAGUCAUCGGUUUCCAAAUUCUCGCUGGCGGAGGCUCAGGACUACUUUUCGAAACGCCUCUUAUCGCCGUACAAUCCCAAGUCGCUCAAGAUGACGUCGCAACCGCAACUUCCACGCUUAAUUUCAUCCGCAACAUGGCGCUUGCUAUUUCCGUCGUCAUCGGCGGCACGAUUUUUCAAAAUUCGAUGGACGAUCGUGCGAGUUCACUACGAGCUGCUGGACUCCCUUUGCCACUUCUCAAUAAUUUUUCCGGCAAGAGUGCGGCGGCAAAUGUCAUGCUGGGUAGUACGCUAGAGAAUCCGGCUUGGGAACUUGCUAUAAAGGAGAGUUUUGCGUGGGCGAUUAGAAAUAUGUGGAUCUGUUUUACCGGGAUUGCCUUCUUGGGUGUUGUUGCUGGAGUUUUUAUUGAGGAUGCGCAUUUGGGGACUGAGCAUACGGAGACGGUGACUGGGAUUAAGAAAGAGAAGAGGAAUCGGGGAAGCGAGAGGUAG
Lindgomyces ingoldianus is the source of this 1716-nucleotide messenger RNA. Its product is annotated as MFS transporter-like protein. Gene Ontology annotation, molecular function: transmembrane transporter activity. The transcript has 6 exons. The record is from RefSeq and is a predicted model, not a curated record. NCBI's taxonomy places the organism in Eukaryota, Fungi, Ascomycota, Dothideomycetes, Pleosporales, Lindgomycetaceae. Gene Ontology annotation, biological process: transmembrane transport. Bases 1 to 1716 code for a protein of 571 amino acids.